AUGGCCUUUACAAUGCAUUCCCACUCGGGGCAGUUCUGCCCCGGCCACGCUGCCGAUGAGCUCGAGGACAUCAUCAAGCACGCUAUAUCUGUUGGGUAUAAAACCAUUGGCCUUACAGAGCACAUGCCACGCUAUGAGGAGCGAGAUCUAUAUCCCGAAGAGCUCGACGACCCCAAAGCCUCCCUCGCCGUCCUCCCUCCCCGCCACAACGCCUACAUCCUCGAAGCCCGCCGCCUCCAAAACGCCUACGCCUCCCAAAUCCACAUCAUCAUCGGCUUCGAAGCCGAAUUCAUCCGCCCUUCCUUUGCGCCUCUCGUCCAAAACCUCUUUGCAGAAUCGCCCCAUCUGGACUACUUCAUCGGAUCGCUUCACCAUGUGCACAGCAUCCCCAUCGACUUCGACAAGGCCAUGUACGCGGCCGCCGUGAAAGCAGCGGGCGGCUCAGAAGAGCGCGUGUAUGAGGAUUACUACGACUUGCAGUAUGAGAUGCUCAAGGCGCUGAAGCCGCGGAUUGUGGGCCACUUUGAUCUCAUUCGGCUGAUGAGCGAGGAGCCGGGCAGGGAUGUACGGCAGUGGGAGGGCGUGUGGCAGAGGAUCAAGAGAAAUCUCGAGUACGCUGCCGAGAUUGGGGCCUGGCUGGAGUGCAACACGUCGGCUCUUCGAAAGGGCCUCGCGGAGCCAUAUCCAUGCAGAGUCAUUUCAGAGCAAUGGCUUCAACUGGGCGGCAAAUUCACAAUGUCAGACGACAGCCACGGACUCGCCCAAGUAGCAACAAACUACUCACGCGCCCUCACUUUCUUGGAAAGCCUCGGCGUUGAGCAAGUCUGGACAUUCCAGCGCCAGGGCCAUCCCGAAGCUGGAGAAGUCACAAAGGCUGCGCUCACCGACGUGAGCGUUUCUCUCAAGGAAUUCCGCCAACAUUUCUUAUAG
This is a messenger RNA of Trichoderma atroviride IMI 206040, 930 nucleotides long. RefSeq lists its product as uncharacterized. The record is from RefSeq and is a predicted model, not a curated record. Gene Ontology annotation, molecular function: histidinol-phosphatase activity. Gene Ontology annotation, biological process: L-histidine biosynthetic process. Gene Ontology annotation, cellular component: cytoplasm. NCBI's taxonomy places the organism in Eukaryota, Fungi, Ascomycota, Sordariomycetes, Hypocreales, Hypocreaceae.